AUGUAAAAUAAUAUCAAUAAUAACAAUAAUAAUCUUAACUUUGAAUUUAGUAAGGAUACUAACAAUCUCAAUAAGAAAUUGUAAGGAUUUUAUAGAUAAAAAGAUCAAAAAUUUGACCAUUUCUUUGAUGAGCUGACUACAGAAUACAAAUUAUUUAAAAAAUUGACGCAUGAAUGUUAAAUGGGUUGUUUUGGCACUGCAGAUUUCAAUCGAAAAUAAUCUGAUGCUUGCGCCAGAUAAUGUUUAGAUCCAUAUUUAUAUAUUAGAAAAUCGAUAGGAGAUAAAAUAGGAUAAUGUGAUCAUUAAUUUUAAUAAUAAGAAUCAAAAUGCAUGAGCUCGACUGAUAUGGAUUAAUGCUAUUCCAAUUUAGUUAGUUAAUUAGGAGUUUGUCUUUAAUAACAUACCUAAUUUGCUAAAGAUUAGUACAAAAGUGUGUUGUAACAUUUCUUAAAAAAAUGA
Molecule: messenger RNA, 459 nt
Organism: Paramecium tetraurelia
Lineage: Eukaryota; Ciliophora; Oligohymenophorea; Peniculida; Parameciidae
Exons: 4
Source: RefSeq, a predicted model, not a curated record